Durotheca rogersii is the source of this 2519-nucleotide messenger RNA. Its product is annotated as thiolase-like protein. Bases 434 to 1822 code for a protein of 462 amino acids. The record is from RefSeq and is a predicted model, not a curated record. Lineage: Eukaryota; Fungi; Ascomycota; Sordariomycetes; Xylariales; Xylariaceae. The transcript is spliced from 2 exons. Gene Ontology annotation, molecular function: acyltransferase activity, transferring groups other than amino-acyl groups.
GUAGUACCCAGGCAACCCAAUAUAUAAAGGUCCAGGGUAUUAUACUAUAACAAGAGAGACGGCAACAAAAAGAGAAAUGCCAAGACGAUGGUGACAAAAAGGGAAAAGGGCGCUACACCGGCUGGGGUAUUGCCUCGGUUUAGCUCAGGUCCAGUCCGGGGCCGCCCCCGCGUGGAGACGCAGAGUGCUUCCUCGGAUCACACGGUUGUUGUGGUGGCACCGUGGCUCUGGGGCUUUGGGUGACAAGAAACCGUGCAGGCAAAGGAGACGUGAGAAGCAUUCUUCGUUGGGACCAAUCUGCAUUAGGACACAAUUGACAUCGCCGAUCCGCAUAUUUUCCUCUCUCCUCUCCCGCACUCUCCCAGCUAGAGAGAGAGCUCUGCGCAGACGAGCACACACACGUAGAGAGGCGACCCUUCCAGUCCAAGCCGAGAUGCCAGCCAAGCAGAAGCAGCCGGUCUACGUGCUCGGCGUGGGCAUGACCAAGUUCAUCAAGCCGCGAGGCAAGGUCGACUACACCGAGCUCGGCUUCGAGGCCGGCGUGAAGGCCAUGCUCGACGCCCAGAUCACGUACGACGACGUCGAGCAGGGCAUCGCCUGCUACUGCUACGGCGACUCGACCUGCGGCCAGCGCGUCUUCUACCAGUUCGGCAUGACCCAGAUCCCCGUCUUCAACGUCAACAACAACUGCUCCACCGGCUCCACCGGCCUCGUCAUGGCCCGCAACGCCAUCGCCCACGGCGCCGCCGACUGCGUCCUCGUCGUCGGCUUCGAGAAGAUGAUGUCUGGCAGCCUCCAGAGCUUCUUCAAGGACCGCGAGAACCCCGUCGGCACCUCGGUCAAGAUAAUGGCCGAGACCCGCGGCUUCGCCAAGGCCCCUGGCGCCGCCCAGCUGUUCGGCAACGCGGGCCGCGAGUACAUGGAGAAAUACGGCGCCAAGCUCGAGGACUUCGCCGAGAUCGCGCGGAUCAACCACGAGCACUCGGUCAGGAACCCGUACUCGCAGUUCCAGGACGUGUACACGCUCGAGCAGAUCGCGCAGUCGCCCACCGUCCACUCGCCGCUGACCAAGCUGCAGUGCUGCCCGACGUCGGACGGCGGCGCGGCCGCCGUCCUCGUGUCGCAGGCCUUCCUCGACGCGCGGCCGCACCUGCGCGAGCAGGCCGUGCUGAUCGCGGGCCAGUGCCUCACGACGGACUCGCCGCAGCUCUUCUCGCGCAGCGCCAUCGACCUCGUCGGGUACGAGAUGACCCGGACGGCGGCGGAGCGGGCGCUGGCCGAGGCCGGCAUCGGGCCGCGCGACGUGCAGGUGGUCGAGCUGCACGACUGCUUCUCGGCCAACGAGAUGGUGACGCUGGACGCGCUCGGCCUGUGCGCGCCCGGCACGGCCCACGAGAUGGUGCGCCGCGGCGACAUCACGUACGGCGGCGACGGCCCCGUCGUCAACCCCUCGGGCGGCCUCAUCUCCAAGGGCCACCCGCUCGGCGCCACCGGCAUCGCCCAGUGCGCCGAGCUCGUCUGGCACCUCCGCGGCUGGGCCAACAACCGCGCCGUCCCGCAGACCCGCUACGCCCUCCAGCACAACCUCGGGCUCGGCGGCGCCGCCGUCGUCACCGCCUACUGCCGCCCCGACCGCAGCGUCGUCGCGCCCGAGGGCGGCCUCGACUCCGCCGAGGUCGGCCGCCGCAACGGCCUCGGCUACAACCCCGCCGUCGAGGCGAAGGGCUUCACCGCCGACCAGUGCCGCCGCGUGCUCAGCAAGAACGCCUUCUCCCCCUGGGCCGUCCAGGACACGCAGGAGAAGGUCCAGGCCAGAUUCUGAGAGAAGGAUGAGGUCGGGCCUGCUAUCUGUUCGGGGAUGACACCUGGGGGGAAGCAUGUAUAGUAGCGUAGCGUAGUAAGCUACUCUAUAUAUCCGCAACGUACUUAGGGGUAGCGUCGUCCGGGAGUACGCUUUUUUUCCCGCUCUUCUCUUACGAUUGGGCAUGUAUUGGAAAAAUACCUUUGGCAUUUCCGCGCUGGGUUGGGGGGCUUUUAAAGGCUUGUCUGCCCCGUUGUGUCAUCCACCUUGUUUAUCUUAUAUACACACACGCCUCUACUGAUCUACGCGGGAUGAUCCGAUCUGGUCCUUCUGGUGUGGCUUCUGAGGGAACGGCCCGUCACUUCAGAGUUCCUCUCAACGACCGAAGUUGUGCUGAGCCAUUCUUGCCCUCAUAUGCUCCACGCAAUAUGUCUUCCCGUACGCUCUUGCUUCUGUCUUGAACCGAUGUCGAAUUCGGCCUGCCGUACUAGUGAGAUUAGCUAUUUCCUCCUUCGCGAGGCUCUACUGGGCUCGGCCUGCCCUGAAACCAUAACAAUACGGCCGGCCGCGACGUCAAGUCGAGGCGGCAGUGUCGGCAAGUAUUAGGUAGUUAGAGGCCAAUCACCCUCUCUCGCUCCCCUCUCCCCCCCAUCUCAAGUCGUCUUGCGUGCCAUACUUCGUACUGUUCUUGAUUUCUUCCUGCUAAAGCAGCAGCUCU